Messenger RNA from Ananas comosus (pineapple), 1509 nucleotides. Its product is annotated as probable indole-3-pyruvate monooxygenase YUCCA10. The coding region runs from base 93 to 1307 and encodes 404 amino acids. The transcript is spliced from 4 exons. Lineage: Eukaryota; Viridiplantae; Streptophyta; Magnoliopsida; Poales; Bromeliaceae. Gene Ontology annotation, molecular function: N,N-dimethylaniline monooxygenase activity; NADP binding; flavin adenine dinucleotide binding. The record is from RefSeq and is a predicted model, not a curated record.
UCGUACCCCUCCUCCCCUGUGUCGUCGUCCUCUUCCUCUCCAAAACAGAGAGAGAGAGAGAGAGAGAGAGAGAGAGAGCGAGGAGGAGCGCAAUGCACGACUCCGACACCACUCCCCAAACCCCUAAAAUGUCGGGGGCGAGCGAGGAGGCCGUGGUGGUCAUCGUCGGCGCCGGGCCCUCGGGGCUCGCCGUGGCGGCGUGCCUGGCGGCGCGCUCCGUGCCGAGCCUCAUCCUGGAGCGCGACGACUGCGUCGCCCCGCUGUGGCGCCACCGCGCCUACGACCGCCUCCACCUCCACCUCGCCAAGCGCUUCUGCGCGCUCCCGCUCCUCCCCUUCCCCCGCGACGCCCCCACCUUCGUCCCGGCCCGCGACUUCCUCCGCUACCUCGAGCUCUACGCCGCGCGCUUCGCCGCGCGCGUCCGCCUCCGCCGCCGCGUCGCCGCCGCUCUCUUCGACCCGCCGUCGAGCACCUGGCGGGUGCGCGCGCGCGCCCUCGACACGGGCGCCGAGGAGGAGUACGCAGCGCGCUUCGUCGUCGUCGCCGCGGGGGAGAACUGCGCCCCCGCCCUGCCCGCGCUGCCCGGCCUGGACGGGUUCCCGGGCCCGGUCCGCCACUCGAGCGAGUACCGCUCCGGUUCGGGCUACGCCGGGAUGCGGGUGCUCGUCGUCGGCUCCGGCAACUCCGGGAUGGAGAUCGCUCUCGAUCUCGCCGAGGCGGGGGCAAAAACGUCAAUUGUCGUCCGGAGCCCGCUUCAUAUUUUGUCAAGAGAGAUGUGGCUUCUGGGCAUGAUUCUGACGAAGUUUUUGCCGGUUCGUCUAGUGGACGCAUUCCUUCUUUUUCUUUGCUAUCUGAAGUACGGGGACACAUCAAAGUACGGUAUAAGAAGGCCGGCAAUUGGACCGUUUGACAUGAAAAUAAACACCCCUCUUUAUCCGGUUUUAGAUGUCGGCACAUAUGAUAAGAUCAGGAGUGGAGAAAUUCAGGUUUUACCAGCUGUGUCGAGCGUGAAAGGCAAUAAUGUGGAAUUUUCCGAUGGCAAUUCGUAUCCGUUUGAUGCAAUUAUUUUCGCGACGGGCUACAAGAGCACAAUAAAAGAAUGGCUACAGAGUGAUGAGUAUUUGAUUGGAGAUGAUGGGAUGGCCAAGCAAAAGUACCCAAACCAAUGGAAAGGGAAAAAUGGGCUUUAUUGUGUGGGUUUAGCAAGAAGAGGACUCUAUGGCACUUCAGAAGAGGCUCAACUCAUAGCUGAGGAUAUUAGCAAGGAAUAUAAUAAUAAAUAUAAUAAUAAUGACAAAGGUAACUAGAUAUAUAUAUAUAUGGUGCAAUAAUAAUAAUAAGUUAGAUAUAUGAUGCAAUAAUAAGUGAGAAACUAAUAAAACAUUUAUGAUCAAGUACAAUGGGGAUAUAAAUGUAGUUGUAUGGUGGGAGUGGAUAUGGUUAUGGUUAUAUUUGCUAAGACUAUUUUUAAGUUGUUUCUUUUUAAAUUAUAAGGAAAAACUUCAAAAA